AUGAUUCUAACUUCACUCACGUUUGUCCAACAUGUUCGAGUCAUCAUCAAAAACCUCAACAUGACACCGCCAACUGAAGAGAUAAGAGUGGUUGAAUACCCAACUCGAGUGGAUGAACUUACUCUGACGGGUCUUAUGCCCUUGACAAAUUAUGAAAUUUCAAUCGGCUUAUCAUCACUCCCAAAUGCCGAAGGAAAUGGAGGCGGAAAUGGUACCUUCACUAGCAUCAUCCUGAACACAGGACCAACCCGUAAGUUGCAAUUUCCACAAUCUUUCCUUCACUUUCAUAGCCAUAUCUCCCUGCUUUAUGCCGGAAGCCAAUUGCCUACAUUCAUACAAGUACAUUUUUAUGUGACAUUCAAUUUGUGUGAAAGUGCUCAACGAAGUGAUUCAUUGGUCGAUUGUCACCAGUGA
Protopolystoma xenopodis is the source of this 414-nucleotide messenger RNA. Lineage: Eukaryota; Metazoa; Platyhelminthes; Monogenea; Polystomatidea; Polystomatidae. The record is from the annotation of a GenBank genome assembly.